Messenger RNA from Dibothriocephalus latus, 426 nucleotides. Lineage: Eukaryota; Metazoa; Platyhelminthes; Cestoda; Diphyllobothriidea; Diphyllobothriidae. The record is from the annotation of a GenBank genome assembly.
AUGGGCUCGGAGGUAUUAGAUGAGCGGGCAGUUGGCCUCCAUCUGAGAGUAUCUAACUACGUGCUGGCUCCUGAUGCCACGAUCGAAGCUCCUCAGUGUGUCAGAACCAAACGAACUAUCCAUCUCUGGUCUAUCCUGAAAUUGGAAACGGUUAUCGGGCUGUGUAUAGAGUUGGACGAUGGUGCAAGCCGUUACAGUGGAACCAUUAAAAGAACUCUCAUUUUCAAGAACCGAAUAUUCGGGUUCACCAGCGUUGUUCCCUGACUGAGCGGUAUCUCCCCAUUUGCUGGCGAUUCUCAAAUUGAAACUUUCCAAAACAUCCUCGAAUGUGUCGUCACCUUUGAUCGCGAGGAGUUUGAGGAGGUCUCCGCUGCAGCACGCGAUUUCAUGGACCGGCUUUUGCAAAAAAAUCCUCAGUGCGCAUGA